UUGGUUUCUUUCGCACAUUAAAAUAAUAGCUUAGAUGUAAUAAAGCUUAAGUAAUAUGUUUCGCACUCAGCUAGUGAGAUAUAAAAGAUUUGUUUCUAGGCGAUUGUUCUGUUCCGAAGCAGGUUUCCGUAAUGUACAUCAAGCAAAGAGAUUUUAUGCACCGUUAUUAGACAUGAAAGAAGCCACCGUGAUUAAGUAUAUUGAUAAGAGUGAGUUUUUUCUCGAUUUGGACCAGAAGGAUGUCGAAAGGAAAAUAAAUUAUUUGAAAUAUUUGAAUGCAACUGGUACAGAAAUAUUGGAACACGCACAGUUGUUAACUUUACAUUUAUUUACGCUUGAGAAUAGAGCAACAAUUUUACGCGAAUCAGGAUUUGUUGAAACGUUAACACUAAUGACAGUCUCGAAAUAUCUAACAAUUGUUAGAAAAAGUGUGAAAACGUUAAAAUUACAUCAACUCAUUCCAGCCGAUCUGAACAUGGUUGAGCAAAUGAAAAAGCAAUUCGAUGUAGAUAUUUGUCCAAAUGUUGAUAACAAUAGCGACGACGUACAAUUACAAGAGUUGAGGAAAGCAUUUUUAAUGGAGUUUCUUAAGAUUCGAUUACAACUUUCAGAGGACGAAAUCACAAAAUUGUGGAAAACAUAUUCGAGAUUGAAACAUCGCAGUUUUGGCCAUACUCAGCGAGUACUAGAUAUUUUGCAGCACGAUUACCAUUUCGGCAGAGAUAAAAUAAUUGGCAAUUUUUAUUUGCUUUGUGCACAUCCCGAAAAUUUACUGCGGUUUCCGGAAGUUGUUCCAACAAUUGCUGAAACCAGUAUAAAGGAAGUUAUAAUGAGGCAACCUAAAAUAGCGAUGGUUCAAUGUGAGAAAGUAAAAGAUUUACUGGAUGAACUACGCAAGCAAAACAUUUGCGAAAAAGGAAUUUUUAUAUAUCCUAUUAUUCUUACUUUGUCUCCUGAAACAGUUAGAGCUAGACUGAAAGAGUUACAGAAACACCAUGAAUUCAAGGUAUUACUCAGUAAUCCACGGAUUGUGAAACUAAUAGCGUAUCAAACCAAAGCCACCAUUCGACUGGAAUUUCUUCGGCAGAUGAAGGUUCGGUGUGCGUCACUGAAUGUUCUUUCCGGACACUCUAAAAAUUUUGAACGGUACGUCCUUGAUGGUUACGAUCGGACGACAGGAAAAGAUACCUCCCAUUAUCUUAAUAUGAUUUUUAACCAACAUGGAAUGAAAGCGAUGAAUUCAUUGAAAAAGCAUCCGAAUUGGUUUCAUGUUCCGGUUAUUCAGCUGCGCAAUACCUUCGAAUAUUUGAUAAACGAAGGAUUCGAGGCGGAUAGCAUUUUAGAAAACGUUCAGAUUCUGCUUUAUCCUAGAUUUCGCAUCGAAAGUAAACUACAAACGUUAUUAGACUGUAAAGAACGGAAAAUACAGCACGAUGAAAUGGGUUUAGAGUUGACUUCAACAACUCCUAUUCAGAUUUUAUCACUUUGUUUAUACUUGAUAGAAGUUGAUUUCCGUUUCACUGGCGACGGCGUCUGGCCGGAAGAGAACCAACAGAGCGAUACUGUCACAACCACAAACAUAAAGAUACCUAGCACAUUGCAUUCAACCUAUAAAUAUGGAAAGAAACCGGCAGGAUCUGCUAAUAUCUGA
Sabethes cyaneus is the source of this 1651-nucleotide messenger RNA. It is a transcript of the gene mTerf5, whose product is annotated as transcription termination factor 5, mitochondrial. Bases 56 to 1651 code for a protein of 531 amino acids. The record is from RefSeq and is a predicted model, not a curated record. The transcript is spliced from 4 exons. Gene Ontology annotation, molecular function: double-stranded DNA binding. Gene Ontology annotation, cellular component: mitochondrial matrix. Gene Ontology annotation, biological process: termination of mitochondrial transcription; regulation of DNA-templated transcription. Lineage: Eukaryota; Metazoa; Arthropoda; Insecta; Diptera; Culicidae.